Messenger RNA from Cylindrotheca closterium, 1740 nucleotides. The record is from the annotation of a GenBank genome assembly. Lineage: Eukaryota; Bacillariophyta; Bacillariophyceae; Bacillariales; Bacillariaceae.
AUGGACGCUAAUACAGCUACAGCGGCCACUUCGUCAUCUGCUGCUGCCAAGCCGCUUACCAUUGGAGUUUUUGGAGGGAGCUUCAAUCCGGUGCAUUUAGGCCAUGCGCUCCUCGCCAUUACGACACAACAAACCAAGCCAGUGGAUCAAGUCGUACUCGUUCCUGUUUACAAACAUGCGGUCAAACGGAAUUUACUACCCUUUGAGGAUCGAGUCCGGAUGUGUCAGCUCGCCAUUGCGUCCUUUGGAGAUGCCUUGUCCGUCUCGACCAUUGAACAGGAAGUCGGCGCGUCCAAUGGCGCCAUGCUUCAGGCACUCAAAAAGAAGUAUCCGGAAGGAACACGCUUUGUCUGGAUUUGUGGAGAUGAUUUCAUUCGAUGGAUGCACAAACCCAAAGGCAUUGAGACCUUGCAAGAAGUCUCAGGUUUGAUUCUACAACGACGCCUUCACAAACAAACAGAGGACAUGAUCCCAGGCUCUGAAAAUGCUACUAGUGGCGCCCAAAAUCGAUUCAUUCAAGAGCCACUCGACGAAGAAAAGUUGCACCGGGUGGCGAAGCAACUCAAUUUGGAAGUGGAUUUUAUUUAUGGCGAAUUGCCACAUUUCUCGUCGACGUUGGUCCGACGAGCACCCGGCCACUGGCGAUCCUUCUUGACGCAGACCGUCGUUCAGUAUUUGGACGAGCGACCGCAUUUACUCCAACAGCUCAUCGACGAUCUAGAACAAGAAGAACAAGAACAGACGCAAUUGGCCAAACGACAAAAGGUGUCCCACCGCCACCAUCACAAACGUACGCCGUCCACCUUGGCCAACCUCGGAAAAGCGGGGAGCUUUGUGUUGCAAGGUUUGGAUGUGGUCGAUGCCUUGCAACUCGAGCGGGGACGGACGGGCUUGCAUUUGUCCACGGGGGCCUUUCAAUCGGAACUCGAACAAGCCCAGGCGGCGACGGAUUCGAGACUCAUUCUGCGCAACAACGACCCAACCGAGGGAUUGGAAGAAUUUGACGAAGUCUCCUCUUUGGCGGCAGAACUCCAACGGAUCCCCGUGUGGUUGGGACAUGAUCGUCGAGUUUUAGAAAAGAGAAGUAAGGCAUUGCUAGGACGUGGUGGUAUUGAUGGCUGGGUGGCGCGGUUGUCCCUUGUGGAAAAGUUCAACUCCCGUAUUGAUGUGCUGAUUGCUGCUACGACUCGGGCUCUCGUUGAGAUUUUAGAAAAUCACCAGAAAGGCAAUGGUGGUGGUGGUGGUGGUGCUGUUGUCCCCUCGAACCAAUCAUCUAGUAGUACCAAUCAGGACAUUCCAGAACUUUUAGGGAAAUGGUGUGAUGGGAAGGAAGCCUUGGGCCGCCUCCGUGCCUUUGUCUGUGCGGCCGGUCCUACCGCCCCACAAAUGGUGCAGAGCUCGUUAAAGAUGAGACAACGACUGAAUCAACGAAUCGACACCAAGGAUCGUUCCAUUGCCCAAGUCCUCGACUUUGAAGCGGGCUUUUCGUCGAAGGUCUCUGCCCCGGAGGCCUUGAUCAGCUUGCUUCACAACGUGACACUUUGGGAAUACAAGUUGAUGCGAUGUUUUGCGUCCAGUACUCCCCUUCCCGUCAUUCAUACAUUUUUGAACUCUCUUCCGUCCCAGGAUGACGUUGGAAGCUUUGAUGUGGAGAAAUUUUUUGAUGCUUCCACGUCGGCGAUUGAUUUUCUACUCAGUUUUGCCAAAGCGUUGGCAGCUUCCGCAUGUGCAACUGCAUAG